This is a messenger RNA of Heterostelium album PN500, 1191 nucleotides long. It is a transcript of the gene nek2, whose product is annotated as protein serine/threonine kinase. Bases 1 to 1191 code for a protein of 396 amino acids. Gene Ontology annotation, cellular component: centrosome; nucleus; cytoplasm. Gene Ontology annotation, biological process: chromosome segregation; protein phosphorylation. The transcript is spliced from 5 exons. Gene Ontology annotation, molecular function: protein kinase activity; ATP binding. The record is from RefSeq and is a predicted model, not a curated record. Lineage: Eukaryota; Evosea; Eumycetozoa; Acytosteliales; Acytosteliaceae.
AUGGACGCAUAUGAAGUGUUAGGACAUCUUGGUCAAGGAUCAUUCGGAUCAGUAUCAAAAAUUAGAAGAAAGGAAGAUGGUAGAAUUAUGGUUUGGAAAGAGAUUUGCUAUGGUGAGAUGAAAGAGAAAGAAAAGCAAUUAUUGGUUAACGAAGUCAAUAUUCUCCAAAAGUUGAGACAUCCAAACAUUGUAAGAUACUACGACAGAAUCAUUGAUAAACACUCCACCAAGAUUUACAUUAUCAUGGAAUACUGUACAGGUGGUGAUCUUUCACAAUUGAUUUCCAAAUGCAAAAGUGAUCGUAUUUUCAUUGAGGAAGAAGUAAUUUGGAGAACUUUGGUCCAAAUUUUAUCUGCACUCCACGAAAUUCACAAUAGAAAAGACGGUGUCAUCCUUCAUCGUGACAUUAAGCCAGGCAAUUUAUUCCUGGACGAGAGUAGAAAUGUAAAGCUCGGUGACUUUGGUCUUGCCAAGAUCCUCACCAACUCGAUGCACGCCCACACUUUUGUCGGUACUCCACACUAUAUGAGUCCGGAGCAGAUCACUGGUAAAUACAACGACAAGUCCGACGUCUGGUCAGUUGGAUGUCUCGUCUACGAGAUGGCCACCCACCGUCCACCCUUUUACGACGCCACCACUCACAAUCAACUCUAUGAGAAGAUCCGUGACGGUCGUUACAUCCCAAUCUCCGACCACUACUCAACCGAACUAGCACAAGUCAUUUCAACAAUGUUGAAUGUUAACAUGACCAAACGUCCAACUGUAGAAGAGUUGUUCUCAUUCCCACCAAUUGCUUUUAGAUUAAAAGAAAGAAAGUUAAAUCAAUAUUAUCAAAAUUUAAAGUCAAUGGAAGAGGAUCUAAAGAAUAAAGAAAAGUUGUUGAUCGAACGUGAAAAAGCUGUUGCCGCUAAGGAACAAGAAAUCUUGGCAAAAGAACAGAUUCUAAUGGCAAAGGAACAACAGAUGAAUGGUACUGGUGUAAAUAAUGUAAUAUUACAACAACAACAAAUAUUAUUACAACAACAAGAUAAAGAAAACAAUCAAAAUAGAAUGAAUAUUGCAUACAACAAUAACACUCAACCAACUAUGCUAACUAAACAACAUUCACAGUUACCAACAACUCAACACACACAACAAACACAAUUCACUCAACUAAAGAGAACAUACACAACACCAAUUAACUUUAAGUAG